Molecule: messenger RNA, 1154 nt
Organism: Ceratitis capitata (Mediterranean fruit fly)
Lineage: Eukaryota; Metazoa; Arthropoda; Insecta; Diptera; Tephritidae
Exons: 4
Coding region: 1-1128 (375 amino acids)
Source: RefSeq, a predicted model, not a curated record
AUGCCAUUACAACGUGUUUUGCAUAAAGAUUUGGGUCUUAAGGCUUAUAAAGUUGAGUUAAUACAACAACUUCGUGUCUUUGCUGAUGUACUUAAAAUGUAUGAAAAUGAUCCAGAGUUUCAUCGCGAAAUCAGCUUGACUGAUGAGGCAUAUUUCCAACUCGCUGGCUACGUCAAUAAACUGUUGCAGCCAUUAAAGUGGCGAUCUCGUGCUGUCGCUACAACGAUUGCACCAACAGUGACGUCAUUUUCGAAGCAAGUGCAAAGUGAUACGCUGCCAAUGGCCUCAAGACCGAAUGAGUUCAAUUACCAACUGCCGAACUUAGCGAAUAAUACGGAGAGUGUACAUGUAAAUGAGGUGGUGAAAGAUCAUGAUGGCAAGGAGUAUGAUCAAAAGCAUAGAUUGUUGUUGGCGGUGCAAUCAGAUGUGAAAGUGCGCGAUCGGACGAAGCAGCAAGAAAGUUUGGGAAAUGCACCCGCACCGCGGAAUACUGAUCCUGAAUCACGAAAGCGUUUGAGAGAGGGUUUAAGAGAGCUUUUGUCAAAACUUCAUUCAUCACAGCCGAAUUCCGAUUUUAAUUUCCAGCCAUCAAUUGAAUCCAGCGAAGCGGCCACUACAACAUUCAAGCCAGAAGAUCCACUCUCAAAAAUGCCCUUUACCUAUCCCGGUAUACUAGAAUGCGAUGACAUACCGCAGAGCGAAUCCUUAUUGCACUCAGCAUUUAGAACUGAUAUGGAAGAAGGUAAAUAUCCAGAACCAAUGAAUCCGGCACAUAAAUCAGCGUUCAGCGUAAAACAACUAAUUGAGUUGAGAAGAAAAUUGUUGAAGUCCCGUAGAAAUCGCUUGCAGAUGUUGCCACCCUAUCGUAGAUAUCAACAAUACCCUUGGCCGAGAAAUAUAUCACCUUACAACAAUUUCAAUUUGAAUUAUCCAUAUAGUAAUUUUGAUUGUAACUAUUUUUUGAAUCCUGUUAAUGAGAUUGGUAUGCCAACCAUUGAGUAUAUAUGGGAGGAUUAUGACAAUGUCGGAGAUGAUGUCGAUGAAGAUGUGAAGGAGCGUAAGAAGAAGAGAGAGAGUGCAAGCGCGAGUGAAUUAAACAAGGAAGAUCAUACAGAAACACCCCAGUAACUAAAUAUUUUUAUUACGUUAUUUAU